Molecule: messenger RNA, 2628 nt
Organism: Gigantopelta aegis
Lineage: Eukaryota; Metazoa; Mollusca; Gastropoda; Neomphalida; Peltospiridae
Exons: 7
Coding region: 234-1640 (468 amino acids)
Biological process (GO): microtubule anchoring
Cellular component (GO): cytoskeleton
Molecular function (GO): microtubule binding
Source: RefSeq, a predicted model, not a curated record
UACAGGGUACAUUGGUAGCUGGGAUUUGUUAGUUAACUUUAUGCUACUUACUUUGAUCUUUAACAUGUUAUACAGUUAUGCAUCAUCUGUACACACAGACGCUAAAAAACUGUGAGACGUAAAUUGGUCGGGAAGAUACGAAUAUUGGAAUAUUUAUUUCUGCAGAUUUUUCUCUAUCGCCUUUUAUCAAUAGUAACCCGUUUAGUUCCGUGUAAUUGAUCCAUUUUAUCAACAUGGCGAACACAACCGAUUGUAACUUGGAUGUUUUCGCCGAAGAAUUCCCUGACGAUGUGGAUGUUAGUGAGCUUUGUGAUUGCGGACGUCACAAACGCAUGAGCCGACCGAAAUAUGUGCGAAACAAAGAAGAGUUCCCAGAAACCGACUACAUGUCAACGUUCAAAGCUGUCCAGUAUCCACGACCAAGGUCAUCAAAACGCCCCCCACCGUCACCACGGGAUCCUAACCCCAAACCCAUGGUUUUCGAGACCAACCAGAGAGAUGAAUUUAAAACGUAUCAAAAUUAUGAGCGAACGAAACCAAUAAUAAGGGAAGAUCAUUAUGAGCCACCCACAGUGCCAAUAGAAGGAAAAACUUCUUACCAGAAAGAAUUCACAGCCAAGGAACUCUGCCCAGAGAUUCAGAGAGUGUCGCCCCGACAAGGCAGACUGAAAGUGUCCUCGGCCAAAUUCCACGGAGUCACAACGACACAGGAACACUAUAAGCAAUGGGUGCCACAGCCCAGUAUGACUUUUGGGGAAUUACCAAGUUUUACAGGUUCUGUGCUGUUCCCACAGAAAGAAGCCCUGCCCCAGAGCGUGAUGCGGGCCUCCUACCCAGGGGUUUACCAGAAACCCGAGCCGCCCUUCAAGGGACGAGAUCCUAGUCUCAAGUUAGAAGGCGAUAUGAGUUUUUUCCUUCUUCUUCCCCAUAAUGACACAUUCCAAGAUGUUCUCGUAGGAGACCCUCCGUGUGUUCCCUUUCUGUCCAAAAUGGUCCCGGACAUCCCACUUCUCCAAAACCGUGGCAAUUUUGACUUUGCCGGGUGGACACAGACGAAUUUCGACACGGAACAGAGGGCUACGUUCAAAGGUCACGACGUUGUGAUAUACCCAGCACCAACGUCUUGUAAACAGGCAGAUGACUAUAAGCCGCCUGACGCCAAGUUCGCAAGUGAGACGUCACAAAUGCGAGACUUUAAGCCAAUAGAACUAUCGGAUGCGACGCAGACUAGAGCCAUUAUCCCGCCCACGCACAUGCAUAUGUCGGACGUCAAGUUCGAGAGCAAAACAUCCAACAACGAAUUUUUCCAGAACUGGGGAACAAAACCUCGAGUCCGAUAUGGCGAUUUCCACGACAACAGGCCCUACGUGCCACCACAGUCGAAAUUUGAGGGUGCUAGUGUCACCCAGUCAACGUUCACGACUAAAAAGGCGGAACCUACGAAAAGCUACAAACCCGAACAGAAAGCAGCUUCGGCAGAGGGCAGAAUGGAUUACGGGACUUCGUACAGCGACACCUACACGAAGAAGGAGAUACGCAUGUGCAGGGCUCAGAUGUAUCUAAUGCAACAGGAACUGAAGAGGAGAAGGAAAGCCAAUCAGAACCCAGAGAUGUCCAAUUCUUUGGUGUUUGCUAAAUAAAUUAUCUAAUUCGUCACCAUACAAAGACUAUGAUUGGUGGGUUUUAUCGACAACAUUCAGCCGAAUCCUUGUUCGGGCAUUUUCGGAUGGAUUCGUAAAGUUCGCGCCGAUAUUUUGGUGCGGAUUUAUAUUUCCUUUUUUUUUUUUUUCUUUCUUUCUUUUUCCUCUUUUUUUUUUUUUUUAACAAUUGUAAUAAUUUAUGAAGGGACGGAAAGCGAAACUUUAAAGAGAGUUCGCAACCAUGUUAUCAUGCAUCUAACCACUACCCACUUUGACCGUUUUGUAGAAUUUACAACUUGAUUAAAAUCAGGCCUCUUGUUUAUGAAAAGUCUAAGACACCAGCUUUUAAUAAGAUCUCACCAGUAAUACGUGUAAACAGUGUACUGUACAGUAGCGGAUCCAGGGUGUGUGUGUGUGUCCAAGGUGUCCGCCCCCCCCCCCCCCCCCGUUUUUUGAAAACCGAUCACAACCUUUAAGGGGAAACGUGAUUAUAUUAACUGUUCUAAAUAAUACAAAUAUUCCAGAGACUUUAGCUUUCAAUAAUUUGGACACCCCCACCCGCCCCUUUCAGAAAUCCUGUAUCCGCGCCUGCUGUACGGUAUAUAGUUAAAAUCUCGUGACUUUACUCAAAUCUGGAGUCUGGAUUAUCAAAGUUUUAUACGCCGCAGCCAGAAAUUUCUGGUUGUUAUAUAUAAUAUAUAUAAUAUUUUAUUUGACCAGCAAAAAUGCCGCUGUUAUAAACCCUCGGAGUAACUGUUUAUGAGGAAAGAUCAAAUAAUAGCAAGCACGGGACGAUGUCUUUGAUACGAAUUUGUAAAUCGAUUCACUGCAACAUCAAGAUGAUUUAUAAUAGGGCCACAACGAAGGACUGAAAUUGUGAAGUUUUCUUAUUAAAUGUUAUUUAUUAUUUUUAAUAAUAUAGAAAAAUUGUGAUAAUAUAUUCCCAAAGCACAGUAUUCGUAUUUCAAUGUAUGUUGUAUACAGAGCC